AUGGACGAUAGACGUUCUGCACGGCUUGCACAGCUUGCAGCUCAGAACAAGAUGCCUCGCGUCGGCGUGAUUGGCGCUGGCAUCUCUGGGCUUCGGAGUGCCCAAGUCCUGCUCCAAAAGGGCUUCCACGUGACAGUUCUUGAGGCAAGGGAUAGAAUUGGUGGUCGACGAAUCGUUGUAGUGAAGUGGAAACUGACCAUCAGGGGCGCAAACUGGAUCCAUGGCAUGGAGAAAAACCCCAUAGGGCGACUUGCUGCUGAAACAGAUACAGUCUUGUGCAAAGAUGACCCCUUGUACGUCGUCUUCGACACUCAUGGACGCCGAAUACCAGAUGAUGUGGCAGAACAAUGCGGAGAAUUCGUCGAAGCAUUACUGGACGAAGCCGAAGAGUACAGUCAUCGAAACCAGGCCGAGAUUAGCCCCAGCAGAACUGUUCGAGACUUCAUGCUAGAGGAAAUCGCAAAGUCUAAAUUGUCCGCCGAGCCCAGGGUCAUCUGCGAGCAAAUGGUGCGUGGAUACGAUAGCUUGUUUGGCGAUCCUCUAGAGUCGCAGAGCCUUAAGUUCCUAUGUCUUCAGGACGGCCACAGCGGGGAAGAUGUUUUUGUUGCUUCGACAUACAAGGGUAUCGUCCAGAGUCUCGCCUUGGAAGCUUCUGAGGCAAUUCGGCUGAACCAGGAGGUCGUCAAGAUCACGACAUCGCCUAGGACAGACGACACUGAGGCUGUUACCGUCGAGACGAAAGCUGGGCUAGUUGAAACCUUUGACGAAGUGGUUAUGACCUGCCCCAUCGGUUGGCUGCAGCGGAACAAGGAUGUCUUCAACCCCCGGCUCCCCCCUCAGAUGGAGAAGGCCGUCGACGCCAUCGGAUUUGGAGACCUGGAGAAGAUUCUGGUUAGCUUCCCAACUCCUUUUUGGGAUCCACCCGAGCGAAAGGGCACGAGGCCUCCAGCCUUGAGCGAGUGGAAUUUUUUGAGCCCUCGGAACCACCCGUACGGGCCUGAAUUAGGUUCCUGGACUCAGAUGGUCGUCAGCCUUUCGAGUUUGCCGAGCGGAAAUGGGCAUCCUACCCUGCUCUUCUACAUUUGCCCGCCGCUCACACACAGGCUUAUGCCUAUUCUAAAAGGCAAGGAACCUCAUUCGGAGUUGUACAAUGAGGUCCUUCGGGAAUUUACAGAACCAUUCUAUUCUCUCCUGCCUAACUAUGACGCGGAUACCUGCCGACCCGCAUCAUUCCUGGCCUCACAGUGGCUCAACGAUCCUUUUGCAUAUGGAAGUUAUUCCAAUGCACGAGUUACGCAGAGCAACGCGGAGGAAGACUUUAGAAUGCUGAGGACAGGUGGAGGAAAAGGAAAGUUGGGGCAUAACCUCAUGGGCCAUGACCGCGGCAUAUGGUUUGCUGGAGAGCACACCAAUGCUCCAAGGGACAUAGGCACAACAACGGGAGCUUGGGCGAGCGGAGACAGAGCGGCUAAACAUAUCCUUUUGGCAUACGGGUUGAAGCCUUGA
Messenger RNA from Clonostachys rhizophaga, 1506 nucleotides. Lineage: Eukaryota; Fungi; Ascomycota; Sordariomycetes; Hypocreales; Bionectriaceae. The record is from the annotation of a GenBank genome assembly.